AUGGCUCGAUGUGGCAGCAUCGUACCGCUUAUCAUUAACGGCAAGGAUGUCCUCACCAACGAUCACUUCCCUGUCACGUCGCCAGGGACAGGCAAGCAUCUACACGACUCUUCAAACGCUACCGUGGCAGAAGCCCUGGACGCCAUUGGCGCCGCGUCCACAGCUUUUGAAACCUGGAAAGACAGCACGCCGCAGCAGCGCCGAGACAUAUUCCUUAAAGCUGCUGACAUCCUUGAAAGGCGUACUGCCGAGCUGGUCGAGUAUGAAGUCCAGGAAACUGGCGCCGAUGCAGGAUGGGCGAGCUUUAAUGUAUCCGCUGCAAAGGGAUAUCUCCUCGACGCUGCUGGGAAAACGGCGAGCGGCGAGGGCCGUGUACCGAUCACGCAGGAUCCCGCUCACGGGGCGCUGAUUUACUGGCCUUGGCCCCAUGGUAAGUACAUUAACAAGUACGCCGUAAUCCUGACGGACGUGCAACCAUCCAUGAGAAUCUACCACGAGGAGUCCUUUGGGCCGGCGGUUUCGUUGAUCCCCUACGAGAACGACGACGAAGCGCUGCGGAUCGCCAACGACACAGACUAUGGGUUGUCGUCAGCGAUCUUCACACGCGACCUGCGCAAGGCCAUCCGGCUUGCGAAGCGCAUCGAGACUGGGGCUGUCCAUAUCAACAACAUGACCGUUCACGAUGAGGUGGUUUUGCCACACGGAGGUGCCAAGUCUAGCGGGUUUGGCAGGUUCAAUACUGGGUUGGAGGAGUGGUUGCGCAUCAAGAAUAUUACCUUCGACACCUAG
Messenger RNA from Aspergillus versicolor CBS 583.65, 789 nucleotides. RefSeq lists its product as uncharacterized. NCBI's taxonomy places the organism in Eukaryota, Fungi, Ascomycota, Eurotiomycetes, Eurotiales, Aspergillaceae. The transcript has 2 exons. The coding region runs from base 1 to 789 and encodes 262 amino acids. Gene Ontology annotation, molecular function: oxidoreductase activity, acting on the aldehyde or oxo group of donors, NAD or NADP as acceptor. The record is from RefSeq and is a predicted model, not a curated record.